AUGUUGUUCAUCAGGUUGACUGGCACUGUUGACCGGCACAUCAGGGGCGAGAUUGGCUCAGGAGGUGUGUUCCUGAAGGUUAUUUGCCCCGGCAGGCAGCGCAGGUGGAGCCCCAGCCGGCGGGGGCCGUCGCCGGGGGUAACGGCGCGGGGGCGGGUCCCUCGGACAGCCCCGGGUCGCAGAAGAGAGGGGGCGGGGGCCAGCGUGAUGGACAGGAUCAAGUCGCCGGGGACGGUGCGGAAGCUCUCCCUGAAGAUGCGGAAGCUGCCGGAACUGCGGCGCAAACUGAGCCUGCGCACGUCCCGCUCCCAGCGGCACGCCCCGGGGGCCUCGCCCCCCCAGGGCGCCCGCGCGGAGGAGUCCUCCUCCAGCAACGUCAUCAGCCGCUACCACCUGGACAGCAGCGCCCCCGCCCGGCCCCUGCGCCGGCCCUCGCGCCCCCGCUCCGCCGGCAAGGCCGGCUACCUGAGCGACGGGGACUCCCCCGAGCUGCUGCCCAAACAGGGGCCCCCCGGCCCCGCCCCGGCCCCGGCCCAGGACCCCGCCGCCUUCCGGCCCUACUCGCUGUCGGACCAGCCCCGCUGCGCCCAGCGCGUCUCCGGCCUGCUCACCGUGCACCUGCUGGGCGCCCAGGACAUCCUGAAGGCGCCCAAGAUGGACGCCGGCCGGGAGGUGUUCUGCGCCAUCCAGGUGGACGGGGUGACGCGCGCGCGCACCGCCCUGCUCACCUGCAGGGGGCGCUCCCUGCCGCUCAACCACACCUUCAACCUGGAGCUGGAGCGCGCGCGGCUGCUGAAGCUGGUGCUGCUCACGCCGCACCCGGCCUCCAGCGUGUCCUCGGCCUCCGGCGCCGCCGCCGCCGCCCGCAACCGCGUCUGCGGCCUGGCCGAGGUGGCCGUGCCACAGCUGUUCAGAGGCUCCCGUUCUCAGCAGCUGUGUGUGAGGUUGGAGCCGCGGGGGCAGUUGUACGUGAAGCUGACCCUGCUGGAGCAGUGGGACCCCCCCCAGCCCGGCCACAGCGCGCCCCAGCCCGCCAGCGUGUUCGGCGUGGUGCUGCGCCACCUGGUGGACAAGGAGGGCUCUGCAUCAAGGGUGCCGCUCAUCAUCCAGAAGUGCGUGGCCGAGAUCGAGGCCCGGGGGCUGAAGGUGGUGGGGCUGUAUCGGCUGUGUGGCUCAGCGGCGGUGAAGAAGGAGCUGAGAGACGCGUUCGAGCGUGACAGCGGUGCCGUCACCCUGACGGAAGAGCUGUACCCCGACAUCAACGUCAUCACCGGCAUCCUGAAGGACUACCUGCGUGAGCUGCCGUCCCCGCUGAUCACGAGGACCCUGUACGAGGUGGUGCUGGAGGCCAUGACCCUGCGGCCGCCUCGCGCUGCCCCCUGUGGGAGCAACGGGGAAGUGCAGCGGUCACACAGCACGGUGUCACUGCUGGAGUGCCUCCCGGAACCAGAGAAGGCCACCCUGGCCCUCCUGCUGGACCACCUGAGCCUGGUGGCGUCCUUCUGCGACAGUAACCGCAUGACGUGCCAGAACCUGGCCGUGUGUUUCGGCCCCGUGCUGCUCACGCCCACGCAGGAGUCCUGGAGGCCCCGGGCCCCCGGGGGCCCCGCGGCGGGCGGGCCCCAGCGCGGGGGCCGCAGCUUCAGCCACAGCGAGGAGAUCGCCAGCGCGGUGGACUUCAAGAGACACAUCGAGGCUCUACACUACCUGCUCCAGCUCUGGCCCAUUCCCACAGGCCGAGCCUCCGACGAGCAUCGAGCCCGCGACCCCAGCCCCGAACGGCAGCCCUCCCCCGCCCCGCCCGUGUCCCACAAUGCCCUGCAGCGGCGCGGCCAGCGCCUGCGUCUGGACCUGCCCCAGGACGGCGUGGUGUCCCGGCGCGGGCGGGGCCGCCUGGAGAGCCCGCCCUGCAACCGCUACGCGGGCGACUGGAGCGUGUGCGGGCGCGACUUCCUGUCCGGCGGGCGCGACUUCCUGUCCGGCGGCGAGGCCGACUACGACGAGGUGGCGGGGAGCGACAGCGAGGAAGAGGAGGAGGAGGAGGAGGAGGAGGGGCGGCGGCGGCGGCGGGAGCCCCUGAAGAAGAGCGACUGGGCCCCCCAGGGGCCCCUGUACGUGGACGAGUUCCCCCUGGGGCCCGAGCCGCUGGACCUGGACCUGGACGCCCCCUUCAGCUGCCGGCUCAGCCUGAAGGACUUCGACACGCUCAUCUCCGACCUGGAGAGGGAGCUGUCCAAACAGAUCAACAUCUGUCUCUGAGGCCCAGGAAACGGAUCAACAUCUGUCUCUGAGGCCGGGAAACAGACCAACAUCUGUCUCUGAGGCCCAGGAAACAGACCAACAUCUGUCUCUGAGGCCUGGGAAACAGACCAACAUCUGUCUCUGAGGCCCGGGAGACGGACCAACAUCUGUCUCUGAGGCCUGGGAAACAGACCAACAUCUGUCUCUGAGGCCGGGGAAACAGAUCAACAUCUGUCUCUGAGGCCGGGAAACAGACCAACAUCUGUCUCUGAGGCCCAGGAAACAGACCAACAUCUGUCUCUGAGGCCUGGGAAACAGACCAACAUCUGUCUCUGAGGCCGGGGAAACAGAUCAACAUCUGUCUCUGAGGCCCGGGACGACCGGGAGGAGGGGGGGGGGGGAGGGGGGCGGACAGACGAUGCUUAUGACUCCCCCUAUCCUCACCCCCACACCCCCACGACUGAGGAAAAAGCCAGAAAACAUCCAAAUCCUUUCCCUAAAAACACCCAAUUCCCUGUUGAAGAAGUGACUAAAGAAACGACGAGGGGCAAUGAUGUUUGCCUUUAUUUUCCUCCCUGUAUACUCUAUAUACACCCACACACACACACACACACUCACACGUAC
Messenger RNA from Conger conger (European conger), 2865 nucleotides. RefSeq names its product rho GTPase-activating protein SYDE1. The record is from RefSeq and is a predicted model, not a curated record. NCBI's taxonomy places the organism in Eukaryota, Metazoa, Chordata, Actinopteri, Anguilliformes, Congridae. Gene Ontology annotation, biological process: signal transduction.